Sphaerulina musiva SO2202 is the source of this 936-nucleotide messenger RNA. Its product is annotated as GN3L_Grn1-domain-containing protein. Bases 1 to 936 code for a protein of 311 amino acids. Lineage: Eukaryota; Fungi; Ascomycota; Dothideomycetes; Mycosphaerellales; Mycosphaerellaceae. Gene Ontology annotation, cellular component: nucleolus. The transcript has a single exon. The record is from RefSeq and is a predicted model, not a curated record.
AUGAAAGUCGGAAAGCCACAGUCGAAACGCGUGUCGGUGCGCCUGCGACACAAGAUCCAGAAGCAUUCAGCCAACAAGCAGCGCAAAGAUCGCAAAGAGGCAAAGAAAAACCCACAGUGGCGCUCCCGACUGAAGAAGGAUCCGGGCAUCCCCAAUUUGUUUCCCUACAAAGAUAAGAUCUUGGCUGAGAUUGAGGACAAUAAGCGCACGAAGGAAGAAGAAAAAGAGCGGAGGCGGCAGGUCGCCAAGGCGCAGAGAGAGGGCGGAGCGGAGGAUACUACACCCGGCGUCGUGAUAGAUGAGGAGUUGGAAGAGUCACGCGACGCUGACGACGACGACGACGACGACGAAAUGGAUGAUAGGGAGGAUGUGAAUCCUAUGGCCGCUCUGGUGGCAUCGGCUUCGCACAGAGCCCAAGCAUACACUAGACAGGACGACGGGGUCGGCGAUGAUGAUCAAGACGAUGCAGAAGAUGAGGUCGAAGUCACAUCAAAGCCUGUAGCCAACACAGCGGAGUCCGCGAAAAAGAAGCUUCCCCAACAAGUCAUCGAUGAUCCUGUGAAGCCCGUGAAUAGGCUUCUCGCACGACUCCAAAAGACGCCAGAUGGGAUACAACAGUUGCUAGAGUUUUAUCAGCUACCCCCACUUGUCACCGCUGGAAGCGAUGUCACAACCAGAUUCUUGGUCGAUGUCGCAAGAAAGCGAGGUCGGCUGAGUCGUGGUGGCGUGCCGAACCUGCACGCCGCGGCCUUGACUGUGCUCAAUGACCUGCAAGAGCAGAGGCUCAAAUUGCCAGCACUACAGCAGUCAAAACCGUCAGCUGCAACAUCCAAGAGCGAAGUACAGGUUGUGAGUCGAUUGGCGGAGCCAUUCAGUAUCGAGGGACUAUUCAGCCAGGGUCCUGCGACUGCCGGGGCGAUGGACUUGGGCGCUUGA